This is a messenger RNA of Schistosoma turkestanicum, 1327 nucleotides long. Lineage: Eukaryota; Metazoa; Platyhelminthes; Trematoda; Strigeidida; Schistosomatidae. The record is from the annotation of a GenBank genome assembly.
UGUGAGUGUGUGUGUAUGUGUAUACCAGUUUAGAAUAUACAUGCAAGCUAAAUAUUGAGGCCACAUUAUGCACCAACUACAACUCAACGAUAAAACACAGUCUUUAGAUUAUUAAUUCACCAACAAUAAAAUGUUGAUCAGUUAAAAUCAUACACGGUGAAGAAAUACACACUUACACGUAAUCACUAAAUUAUUCUGACGAUAAUAUAAAUAGAGUUUAAAAAUAUAAAAAUACUUGGAGACUAAACGAAUUCAGAUUGAAACUAUUUGAAGAAGAAAAAAAAGAAAGACAUACAUUUCACUGAAUUUUGUUUUAAUUCUCUCUGUUACAUUAUUUUUUUUUAAAUUCAAAAAUAUCAAAUAUGGCCAGUGACAUGGAACAGUUUAUUACAGCGUAUUUAACCAUUAUACGCGAUGGCGAUGAUGUUGUUGAUAAAAAUGAACUUGCUGAUUAUUGUGCAAAGAAAAAUAUCGAUCCGAAAAUUAUUAAUAAAUAUAUGGCACAAUUCGAUGUGGAUAAAGAUAAUAAAAUCACAAUGGAAGAAUUUUGUCGUGGAUUAGGAUUGAAAACGAAUGAAAUGCGCGUUGAACGUAAUCACAUUAAAGCUGUACAAUCAGGUAAAGUAUCGAAAAUACCCGAUGGAGUAGAAAUUAUUGCCUCAACAAUGCCGUUACCAAAACAAAUUGAAGUAACACAACUAUAUAAAGAUAUACUUGCCAAAGCUGGAAAAGAACCUGAUAUGCGUAAAGUUGUAAAUGAUUUGAAACUUAAGUUAGAAGAACGUUAUGAACGUGUAUGGCAAGUGGUUACUUUAACUGGUUCAUACUGGAUGAAUUUCUCUCAUGAACCCUUCCAAUCAAUUCAAUUCAAAGUUGACAAGAAUAUCAUUCUUCUUUGGCGUACACCAAGUAAUUAAGAUAAAAAACAGAAGAAGAAUGCAGUAUGACACAUUAAACAAGGGAUGACAUUUUAUUUAGAAACAAAACUGAUGUUAAACAAUUCCAACACUACCAAUUCUACUGACAUCAUGAAUAAAAUAUUUGUCUUUCCCUUUUCUAUCUUUCAAAAAAACAUUUCUUGUUCUUCCAAAUAUCCUUAAAAAAAAAACUAUUCUCUAGUUCUUGAUAUUAUGAAAGUAUUUUAAAAAAACAUAAAUUUAGUUAAAACAAAACUCUUCAUACACAUUGUUUACAUUUUGAAUGUAUUGUCGACUUAUCAUUCCGAUUAGAUUUAUCAGUGUUAGGAUAGUUGAUAUCAACUUUGAAAUUCCACACAAAUGAUCACUAUGAAAAUUCAAAUGUUUCAUUGAUAGAUUCUGCUGACGAC